This is a messenger RNA of Adineta ricciae, 720 nucleotides long. NCBI's taxonomy places the organism in Eukaryota, Metazoa, Rotifera, Eurotatoria, Adinetida, Adinetidae. The record is from the annotation of a GenBank genome assembly.
AUGCAGAUUGUUUACGGCUCGAUCGCUCUCUUAUGCGUCGGUGUCCUAGCCUUCAACAGUGUUGAUGCUCGCUCUAUGAAAACAUACGCUGAUAGUGAUGAGAGCAGUGAAAUGGAGAGACGUGAGCUAUACGAAGCACUGACCGAUGCUCUUCUUGCUAGAAGCUCAAGACAUUUCCUGAAGGGUGGAGCUCGCAAACGCCAAGGCGGCAGCGGUUCCGGUGAUUCCGGCAGCGGUUAUGGCGGUUUCGGCAGCGGUUCUGGUGAUUCGGGCAGCGGUUAUGGCGGUUUCGGCAGCGGUUCUGGUGAUUCCGGCAGCGGUUAUGGCGGUUUCGGCAGCGGUUCAGGCUAUCGUCGCGAUCUUUUUGGUGGUUCUGGCGAUUCCGGCAGCGGUUAUGGCGGUUUCGGCAGCGGUUCAGGCUAUCGUCGCGAUCUUUUUGGUGGUUCUGGCGAUUUCGGCAGCGGUUAUGGCGGUUUCGGCAGCGGUUCAGGCUAUCGUCGCGAUCUUUUUGGUGGUUCUGGCGAUUUCAGCAGCGGUUAUGGCGGUUUCGGCAGCGGUUCAGGCUAUCGUCGCGAUUUUUUUGAUGGUUCUGGCAGUGGCUUCGGAAAGCGUCGUCAUUUCAAUCCAGUUGCCAAUUAUAAACGCCAACAACAACAACAACAACAAUAUUACCACAAACGAAAUUACGAUGGAGGAUAUAACGGCGAUCUCGACGAUUAG